Molecule: messenger RNA, 216 nt
Organism: Pisolithus orientalis
Lineage: Eukaryota; Fungi; Basidiomycota; Agaricomycetes; Boletales; Pisolithaceae
Exons: 1
Source: RefSeq, a predicted model, not a curated record
GUGUACCCAUGCACCAUCAUCCACUGGUUCAACCAUGUAGGUGAUAACUCUGAUGACGACACAGGGAUGUGGAUAGUCUGCCAAAGCUACCUUGCACCAUGCACAUGCAACAUCAGAAACCUUGUUGUUAUUCAUGUCAACACAAUAUAUCAUGCAGCUCAUCUCAUCCCCAUUUACUCCACUCACAACAUCAAUUCUAGAGAUGUCAGACUGUAG